AUGGCGACUUCCAGAGACCAAGCUAUUCAAAUAGACACCGCGGCGCCCUCAGACGUCAAGACAGCCGCUUCUCAUAUAGAGACAAACGAGGGAGAGGUUUGCAGUCAAGCGAACACAUUGGACUUCGAUCCUUCGCCUGUCAUGUUCAAAACGUCUGCGCCCGAGGUGGAGAAGCCAAUUGGUGCCCAAAACCAAGUCGUUAUCGAGGAUUCGGCAGAUGUCAAGACACCUACCCUUGGUUCUCCCUUCCCCUCACCCAAGCUUAUUGUGGAAGACAACAAGAGUGUUGCCUCUCUUGAAGAUGGAGAGAUCGUAGAGCAAGACCUUGACGGCGCAGUCGGAGCGAGCUCUGUGACUGUGCAAGAGCAACAACAGCAAAUUGACGAGAAGGCGGUGUCGAAGCUUGCAUCUCCGAUCGCCAAGAAGGAAGCUCCUCUGGCAUCGCCCCCUGGACUGCACGUCGAGGCCACCAAGACCGAAGUCGACAUCGGAACCGAGGACAGCGACUUCAAGACCGACACAGACGCGAACAUCGAGGCACCGAAGCCUUCGAGGCCAGCUCAUAGUCUACCCCCGCACAUGCGUCCUGACUUCCAGUCACCUCCAUCCCGCCUCUUCGGCCUUCCAGACCCAAGGCACAUGAUGUCGCCAAAUGAAGCCAAUCGAUUCAACGAUGCUCCGCGCGCCCCUCGCUCCCACUUCAAUUCACACGGAUCCCGAGGCGGCGACCACGGCGAUCGCGAACAAGUCGUCCGCAUGAACGCACAGGUCAUGAAGCUGAAGAACGAACUCGAUGCCGAGCGCAACAACGGCGUGCGUCUCCGCAAGUCUAUCGAAGAUGAGCAGCAGCAGAAAGUCGAAGCAGCCUCAUCCGUCAUGUUGACGAACCUUCUCCGCGACCAAGCCACAACCCUCACGCUCCAGUCCAAAGUCGAAGCCCGAGAGCGUGAUCUCGACGAACGGGAGCAGAAGAUUACGCAGCUAGAAGUUUACCUCACCGAAGGCCAGAAACAGCUCAUGUACGCGCUAGAAGAGAACGGCGAUAGACCGAUGAGUGCCGUGCAGAUGGAACACGCCCGCCGCGAAGCUGAACUCAGCGCGCAGAGGGCCAUGGCUGAUAUGAACGGUAAACUCAACAUCAAGAUCGAAGCCCUCCGUCUCCGCGAAGCAGCCCAACAAAUGCGCGAGCAAAACUGGAAAGCCAUUGCCCGCGAGCAACUCGAAGCUGAAUUCGCUGACAACUCCAUCACUCAUGAGAAAGCUGAUGAGGUUGCGGAGGAGGCGUAUAACGAUGGGUUUGGCGCGGGUAAAGAGGCGGGUCGGAAAGAGGCGCUCAAGGAGUCGCAUCAGCGCGGUUUUCUAGAGGGAUAUGGCGCGUGUCAUCGUACGCAGGUCGCUCUGAGUAAAAUGCGCCAGGGCCUUAUUGCGCGGGAUGAUCCGGAGUUGGACUUCCUGUAUGACGCCAAUCAUCCUCAUAACCUCUGGAACAUCGGUGAGAUGGUUGGACGCUUACAGCGAGACGACAAGAUCGUGCAGACAAAGGAAGAUGUGAAGAAGGAAACUCCAAACGAGAAGAAGACUCUCGCACCUGUCAAGGAAGAUGACGAUCCCGAAGAAAUCUCCAGGAUGAAUCACAAGGUCGAUGGUCGUACGAACGGUCUUUCCAGUGGCCACACCAACGGCCCCAACAACGGUCAUUCCAACGGCAUCAUCGGCAAUACCAACAGCAUCAUGAUCCACAAGCGCGAAGAACCAGUCAUCAAAAUGCCUCCGCCCCGCCCGACCUUCGCCGCCGAACUCCGCGGCCCCUCGCUCACGCAUAACGGACACAUUGUUCUUGCUAACAACGUCGCGUCGCCUGCAGCCAAGGAGACUGGUCGUCCGAUUAUCAAGUAUGAGGAUGAGGGCGUGAAUCUGAUUGAUCUUAUGUAG
Alternaria incomplexa is the source of this 1932-nucleotide messenger RNA. RefSeq lists its product as uncharacterized. The coding region runs from base 1 to 1932 and encodes 643 amino acids. Lineage: Eukaryota; Fungi; Ascomycota; Dothideomycetes; Pleosporales; Pleosporaceae. The transcript is spliced from 3 exons. The record is from RefSeq and is a predicted model, not a curated record.